Syngnathoides biaculeatus (alligator pipefish) is the source of this 4102-nucleotide messenger RNA. RefSeq names its product agmatine ureohydrolase (agmatinase) (gene agmat). Gene Ontology annotation, molecular function: metal ion binding; agmatinase activity. The coding region runs from base 161 to 1210 and encodes 349 amino acids. NCBI's taxonomy places the organism in Eukaryota, Metazoa, Chordata, Actinopteri, Syngnathiformes, Syngnathidae. The transcript has 8 exons. The record is from RefSeq and is a predicted model, not a curated record.
AAUGCAGAUAACAUACACGAUUGUGUAAAAUCAAAAUUGUCCGCAUAAACUCCAUUUGGAUCACCAUACGAGGGGUUGAGAGCGGAAGUCGCGUCGAAUCAACACGAACAAAACACUUUCAGUGGCUCUGGAGUUUGAGCAACAACAAGACGUAGGAAGCAUGUUGACAGCUCUGUGGCUUCGUCGUCCUCUGUUUGCAACUUGUGCACGCUCCAUCGCGCUGCCGACGUCUGUCGGUGCUGCACAGCGACGAAGUUCGACCACAAAGCAGCUCAAUGUGCCGCCCAGCGCCGAGUUUGUCGCGCGGGUCACCGGGAUCCCAACCAUGGCCAGGCUUCCUCACCGGGACACCGCGGACGGACUCGACGCGGCCUUCAUCGGGGUCCCCAUUGACACCGGAACUUCCAACCGACCCGGAGCGAGGUUUGGUCCAAGGCAGAUCAGAGUGGAAUCCGCUUUGCUGAGGGCCUACAAUAGCGGUACCAGAGCUGCUCCUUUUGAGUCGCUUGCGGUGGCUGACAUCGGGGAUGUCAACGUCAACAUGUAUGACCUGAAGGACACGUGCAAACGCAUCAGGGAGACCUAUAGAAAGGUGCUGGCCUCUGGUUGUAUCCCUCUGACAAUGGGUGGAGAUCACACCAUUACGUAUCCGAUCCUGCAAGCUAUAUCUGAGAAAUACGGACCGGUGGGGCUGAUCCAUGUGGACGCUCACUCCGACACCAGUGAUGUGGUCUUGGGGGAAAAGAUUGGCCAUGGGACCCCGUUCAGGCGAUGUGUGGAGGAAGGCCUGCUGGACUGCAAGCGAGUGGUGCAGAUCGGCCUCAGAGGUUCAGGCUACUCUGCUGAUUCAUACGAGUGGAGCCGGGCCCAGGGAUUUCGGGUGGUACAAGUGGAGGAAUGCUGGUUCAAAUCUCUGGGACCUCUAAUGGAAGAGGUCAGGGGUCAAAUGGGCAGCGGUCCCGUGUACCUGAGUUUUGACAUUGAUGCUCUCGACCCAGGCUUUGCCCCUGGAACAGGGACACCAGAGAUUGCUGGGCUCACUCCAAUUCAGGGUGUUGAGAUUAUCCGAGGCUGCCGUGGAUUGAGCCUUGUGGGAUGUGAUCUGGUCGAGGUGUCACCGCCUUAUGACACAACAGGAAACACGGCCCUGACAGGUGCCAAUCUCCUUUUUGAGAUGUUGUGCGUCCUUCCAAAUGUUAAAUAUUACUGAAAGUUUUUAUGCUCAUGACAGAACACCUCCCCCCACAUCCCUCAAGUACACGCCUUAUGUACACAAUUGGAUUAUUUUCAUAUAGUGUUUUGGGCGUCAUAUGCCAAAAACAACACCAAAAAAUGAGUACUUGAUUCAUUUAAAUGUUUUUGUUUGUUCUCUGACCGGAUGUAGAGUACCAAAUACUUUUGCAUUGAUUAAGUAGGACAGUUUGUGUGAACAGGACCUACACUGUGGAAUUGUUCCAACAACUUCACUGUUGGUUUAUGCUUACAAACUAGAGAUGAGGAAGAUGGAAAUAUCCAUCUAUCCAUCCAUUUUCUGACCUGCUUAUCCUCACAAGGGACGUAGGAGUACUGGAGCCAAUCCCAGCUGUCAUCAGGCAGGUGAUAGGGUACACCCUGAACUGGUUUCCAGUCAAUUGCAGGGCAAAUGGAGACUAACAGUCACAUUCACAAUCAUACCUUAGGACAAUUUAGAGUGCAAUUAAUUUGGGAUGUGGGCGGAAAACCAGAGUGCCCGGAGAAAACCCACUCAGGCACAGGGAGAACACGCAAGCUCCACACAGGCGGGACUCGGAUUUGAAACCCGGUCCUCAGAACUGUGAGGCCAACGCUCAACAGCUGCUCCACCGUGCCGCCAAGAUGGAAAAAUGUUAAUCCGUAAUUCUGGAAAAUGUUACACUGUCAGAUGUAACUUAAAAUGACGCGUGAGUCAUUCUGUUUAUCCCCGUAGAAUUUAAAGUCUACAGGGCGUUGACCACCACAGAGAGCGGAAACAUUUCAUUUAUCACAGCUGCUUCCUGCAGCUGCUGAGUCUGAUUUCACUUGGUACUGGACUACAACAUGUAUUCACCACAGUGCCAUACCAGACCAGAUACAAUAGUUUGCGUUUUUCAAUCGUCUUCAUGAUCACAGGGGAGCUUGAGUCAUCCCAUCUGAUUUUAGGUGGUCAGCCAAUCAGUGCCAGUCUGACAAUUCAUGUGUUUUCUGUAAUCCUCUUCCGGGUUGCAGGGAGUUGGCUUCGGAUGAACGGUGGACUUAUUAGUGGGUACAGUAGCCAAAUAUAAGUAAAAAUUAGUCCUCACACUCAAGAAACCCUUGAGUACCAUCCAUCCAUCCAUCCAUCCAUCCAUUUUCUUUGCCACUUAUCCUCACGAGGGUCGCGUGGAGUGCUGUAGCCUAUCCCAGCUGUCAAGGGGCAGGAGGCGGCGUACACCCUGGACUGGUUGCCAGCCAAUUGCAGGGCACAAAGAUAACCUUCCAAUCACACCGAGGGGCAAUUUAGAGAUGUGGGAGGAAACCGGAGUGCCCACCCAGAGGCAACCCACGCAAGCACGGGGAGAACAUGCAAACUCCACACAGGCGGGUCCGGGAUUGAACCCGGGACCUCAGAACUGCGAGGCCAACGCUUUUAUCAGCUGACCCUCCGUGCUGCCCCCCUUGAGUACCUUCUGGUUUAAAAACUAUUUAGCAUGAAUGUCAAAAAAAAAGAUCCACUGACAGCUGCCACAAUUUCAAUUUAAACUGCCCCAAAACAAAAAAACGCAUUGGCCCUACAGGAAAAACAAGAAAACAUGACUUGCUUUAUUUCCUUAAAUAAUUUUGUUUGCUGACCACACAAUCGAUGGUGUGAGACACUGGUUGAAGUCAGAAAUUGGCUGAAAAAUAAGACUGCCAAAUGUCAUUUUGUUUGUGUGUCCAAUAAAGUGUUGUGCGGUUGUUUAUUUUUUUCUCCCCCAAAAUAAGUCACUUUGAUUAGCCCACAAAGGGUUUGUGUGCGGUCAGGUGACUGCGUUGGAGUCAAACGACACUAGUGAUCGUGAAGAUGAAAUAGAAUACUGUAGUACACAAGCAAUAAUGGAUAAAAUAUCUCGCAGAGUCUUGAUCAUUCUAAUGAAGUAAAACUGUUCACAUCAAUACUACAGUUUAUCCCAAAUGUUACUCGAGUAAUGGAGUAAAUGUAAUCCAUCGGUCACCAGUCAAUCACAGGGCACAAUGAGAAACUUUACAACCUAACAUUUUUGGAUUGUGUGAGGAGACUGGAAUACCCUAAACAAACCCAUCCAAACUCCACCAGUAAGGUCAAUUUCAAACCCCGAACCUUUGACCAAUCACUGCUGUAUAGAAAAUGGAUAGAAUGGAUGUUUAGUGCGGCUUACCUCCCAUAAAAUGGCAUAUUCAUGUUUUACCAAUGCCAUGAUAUGUUCAAGUAUGUCUUCGGGGUGUCAUGAAGGCUCACCUUUAUGUGCCCAGACAAGUCAUGCACGCAACUCCUGAUGGGGGAAAAACUGAAGGUUGCGACAAGUGGGCAUGACUCCAAAUAAUAAACUGGGUGAUUGCAUGAAUACAAAAGUACACUAUUGAGAUUUGGGCAACAUUCGACACAUGUAUAAACUAGUGAUGUGCAAAUUAGGGUGGUUUAAAAAGUUUGUAUUGAAAGCGUCAUUUAAUAACGAAAUAUUUCUCAGAAUGAUAGUGUUGUUCCACACCUCAAAUUAACAUAAGAGUUUGGAAUAAUAUUAAAAUAUCUAGGUGGCACGGUGGGUCAGCCUGUAAAGUGUUGGCCUCACAGUUCUGAGGUCCUGGGUUCAAUCCCAGACCCGACUGGAGUUUCCAUGUUCUCCCCGUGCCUGCGUAGGUUUCCUCUAGGCACUCCAGUUUCUUCCCACAUCCCAAAAACAUGCAACAUUAAUUGGACACUCUAAAUUGCCCCUAAGUGUGUGAGUGGCUGUUUGUCUCGAUGUGCCCUGCGAUUGGCUGGCAACCAGUUCAGGGUGUACCCCGCCCGCCUCCUGCCCGUUGACAGCUGGGAUCGGCUCCAGCACGCCCUGCGACCCUUCUGAGGAUAAGUGGCAAAGAAGAUGGACGGAUGGAUUAAAAUAUCAGUCUG